This is a messenger RNA of Eleginops maclovinus (Patagonian blennie), 1098 nucleotides long. It is a transcript of the gene ccndx, whose product is annotated as cyclin Dx. Gene Ontology annotation, biological process: regulation of cyclin-dependent protein serine/threonine kinase activity; mitotic cell cycle phase transition. The record is from RefSeq and is a predicted model, not a curated record. Gene Ontology annotation, cellular component: cyclin-dependent protein kinase holoenzyme complex; cytoplasm; nucleus. NCBI's taxonomy places the organism in Eukaryota, Metazoa, Chordata, Actinopteri, Perciformes, Eleginopidae. The coding region runs from base 1 to 966 and encodes 321 amino acids. The transcript has 4 exons. Gene Ontology annotation, molecular function: cyclin-dependent protein serine/threonine kinase regulator activity.
AUGGACAGAGGCAUGUCUGUGUCUCUGUGGUGUGAGGAGGUGGAGGAUAACAAGAGUCAGGACCACAGCCAAACUGAAACACAAGCCCAGGGCGGCUACAUGGUGGGCUCUUCUCAGCUGCGAGCCGCCUGGGACCCCACUGUGUCCGGGCAUCGUGUGAUCCAGAGGUUGCUUCAGGUGGAGGAGAGGUACAUGCCCUCCAUACUCUACAUCACCCUCAUCCAGCGGGAGCCAGAGCGCAGGGAGGAGCUCUCUAAAUGGGCCCUGGAGGUAUGCUGCGAGUGUGGCUGUGAUGAGGCAGUGUUCCCUCUGUCUGUCUCUCUAAUGGACAGGUUCCUGUCGGCCACUUUGUCUCUGCCUGUCUCGCCAUACUGCCUAGCUGCAGGCUGCAUCCUCAUCGCCUCCAAACUCUCAGAGUGUGACAAUGUCACUGCUGAUACUCUCUGUGCUGCAGCUGAGUACAGCUUCCAGCCUUCAAACCUGCGGGAGAUGGAGCGUCUCAUCCUCGCCACCCUCCGAUGGGACACGGCAGCAGUGACUCCGCAGGACUUCUUCCCACAUUUUCUUGCCUGUGUGGAGGAGCGAGGAGACGGAGACAGUGGUCACUCUGAGGAGGGGCUGCUGCUCUCCACCCUGCGGCGGCACUGUGACACGCUGGCCGCCAUGUGUGCGUGUGACUCCCGCUUCCUAGGAGCAUCACCGUCCCUUGUUGCUGCAGCGACACUGAAAUGUGCUCUGCGGGGCUUGGGCAACAAAGGACCGGCUCAGAUGGCUGUCUUGAGUGCAGCACUAGCGGAGCUUUGUAAGGCUGACCUGGCAUUGCUACAGUGCUACAGUGACAUGAUCGAAUAUGCCCUCCGACAGCGGCUGAGGAGCGGACUGCAGCAGGGCCCCAUGGAGAAGGAUGAGGAGGUGGAGAACGAAAGAGCCGGGACACCUACUGACAUGAGAGAUAUUGAUUUUUAAACACUGGAUCGACUUUUAUAUUGAAAGUGUGAAUUAAUCAAAACAUAUUUUAUCAAAUUGUAUCAGUCAAACUGAUAUAUGCUGAUCAUGACUCGAAAUGCUCUGACAUGUUUUGAUAUUCUUAAAUUAUUU